Ciona intestinalis (vase tunicate) is the source of this 1898-nucleotide messenger RNA. The record is from RefSeq and is a predicted model, not a curated record. NCBI's taxonomy places the organism in Eukaryota, Metazoa, Chordata, Ascidiacea, Phlebobranchia, Cionidae.
AUACCAUUAGACUGUGUUUGUUCUAUGUUGUAGGUAUUCGAGAAUUUAAUUUACUAGCUGCCAGUUUCUAAUAAAAGUAAAGAUGAGAUAAUGGCUGCUAAACCAAUGCCACGAAUAAGAGCUGGUGUUUCUGGUUGUCCUGUGACAGCCAUUUCUGUAAAUGAAAAAUCGAAUCCCGAGAAAAGUUCCAAAUUGUUGAAUGCGAGAAGAAGCAGACUUUCAGAAUCUUCAUGUUCGCAAGAAUAUGACAACGACAUGUUUGAUUCUGUUUAUCGGACUAACAACGAUAAAAAAUUACAAAACGAAUUAGUGGUUGAUGAAAACGAUCGUUUACCAAAACCAGAAAUUUCUGAUGCUAAACUAUGGUCCCGUGAUUUUCAUUCGGAUCGUGGACAAGUCAAAGUAAAUGCUUCAGAUGUAUCGGAUACAAAUCAUUCGGACUAUGCUUUGAGUAACGAAGCUACAACUCUGUUGCAAACAUCGAAGAUUGAACCAAGUAUUGCUUCUGUGGCCGAAAUAGAGCGUUUAAAACAACUGAUGAUGUUACAGGUGUCUUUAAUUAGUCGUCAACAAGAUUUAUUAAAACUUCGAGAUAAAGAAAUAAUGCAUUUAAAGGCAAAUAACCAAUCGUUCAAGUGUCGAAUAGAAAGAAUGGAAAGAAGAAUUUCUCUGUCGAAAAGAACUCGGAAAGAAAGUGAAAGUUGUUCCACUCCCCAUCAGCAAAACAAUGGAGUCAAACGUAGAAGAUCAGAAUCUCAUUCGAAACCUGACUCGAAACCUGAAGAUCAUAUUUCAACAUCAACAGCAACACAACCAGAUGCACACAACAUUGUUUCAACAACUUCACCCACAACAGCAACUACUGCCAAUACCACUCCAACCAAUAUCAGUUCCACUCCCACGAAAAUCUUUCCUAAAAAUGAGAAUCCUAAUAAUUCGUUUAAAUCUUUAUCUGUCCCAGCCUCCCAUAGCUGUCCUAACUUACCCAGCACUUCCAUCUCCCCAAUAAAAACGUCUCCAACAUCUGAUCUCAGUUGCUUUCCUGUCCCUCUCUCGUUUAUUGAGCGUUUCCAGAGCCAGUUAUUUACACACACUUCACCAAAAUCAGGCGAAAAAUUGGACGAUUCAAAAGUUGCGAUUCAAAUAUGUGAAAAAUGCCCGCACUGUGUAGCUAUGGCAAAUGAAAUCAAGUACCUUCUUUCUGUCGCCGCUAAUGCUGGGUUUGGAACUUCUUUUACAAAUAAAAGCUCAAGUAACGACCACAUGCUUAAAGUUGUUGGGAUUUGUGGACAAGAUAACAUAGCAGAAGAAAGCAGUCACACCUUGAACUCCCAGCCAGUGUUGCUAACAAAGCAAUACUACUAUAAACGGUUAAGCACAGAACAGAGUACCUGCACACGGAUAGUGGAACAAGAAAACUUUAGAGAUGAUGGAACUGUGUUAAACAUUCCAACAUGGCGUGUUAAAGUAAUACCAUUGGAAAACACAAGUACUGAAUCACCAAUUGAGGCAAUUGAUGACGAAUCUUAUUUAAAACGUCAUAGUAAGUUUGAAAUUGCAGAAAAGCGGCGUAAAAGAUGGGAUAUACAACGAAUACGUGAAUAUCGAUACAAUGAAAAACUUCGGCAAAAAAUCUUGAAACAAGAUCUUAUUAAAGAUGGUUCAGUGGAAACUUUUUCUCCUUCGUUAUUUGAAAUUGAUGCACUUGCGGUGGACAACUGUUUACCCGUUAAUGUUUUUGGUCACUGUCUACCACACUUACCAGUACAGGAAUUUUCAUUGUCGUCGAGUCGAUAAAAUGUGGAUUUGGCGAAAACCAAUAUGAUGUUUUAAUCUUGUGCUGUACUUACUCUGCGUAUUUCAUAUUUUUUAUGACAACAUGAUUAGUGAUUACUUUC